GUUAGUUUAUAUUGAACAACACCAGACGCGGUGGUAUGGGUUCAUUCAGAGAAAGGAGGAAACGAAUGCGGGUGGGGCUGAGGAUCAAGCGGCACCGUGAUGGUGAUAAUUAAUCAGUGGAAAAUUGUCUUAUCAUUCCCGUAUUCUAGGUAGAACUUGCAGAAGGAGGCGGGACUAUAACUGGGUGCGACUAGAGGCCAGAGAGAUCAGUCGACGGUGCCCGCACUUACCCCGAGGACUAAAAAUUCUAUCAUGAAGAUGAGGACGUUGCCGGCGCAGUGCGCGCUCUUCGGCAUCCUCCUCAUGAGUUGUUCGAUCGGAAUGGAAUGCGCCUCCUACGAUGUCAGAAGGAUACGUCUUCGAGAGUUGAAUGACCAAACGGUAGCGGAAUCGCGAAGGCGAUCGGUGUUAACCACGUCUCAGCCUAUCGAGAGUUUAGAUUCCGCUGAAAAUCCAGAAGUCCUUGCAGCUGCCGCUUACGAACCUCAGCGGAUGUCCGCUAGUGUAAAAAUACAAAAUACGGUAGCUUCCUCGCCCGAAUCAACCGAUCGCCAAUUUUCCAUACCAAGUGUAAAAUCGAUUGGAAGCACACCCAGGCCAGUAUCUAGAAGAUCGAGGUCCAGAAAUCCAAGCAAUCCUCAGCCCUUCUCUUACGUCGCAGCAGCCAAUACUCCCUUAGGAGCUGAUCCUGCUGGACAAUUUGUAGAAACACCGUCAACCAUAUCCGAGAAAUACUCGCCCGAAGUUGUAACGAAAGAAUAUCGUCGUCGAGUGCCUCCGAAGAAUCAUCCCCGACUGUUUGAUGCAAACGAUCACUUUGCCGAGACAAGACCGAGUCUGCUGACUGCCGACACGAUACUUGCACCGACUGAAAAAUACGUGGAAUUAUCAACCGAUGUCCCAUCAUCACGGAUCAAAGAAGCGAUAACAGAAAAUAGCCCUGAAAUAUUUUCCAAGUACGGUGAUUUUGGACGAAACAUUGAACAUAUACGUUUACCUUUUACACGAGUAACUUCUGAAAUUGUUGCCGAGGAUGAUGUAACGACCGCACCAUUUGUUAACCGAGGAAAUGUUCAGUAUAAGGAAGACGUGACUGAGGAAACAAAAAUUGAGCCUGACUUAUUAUUACUAGAUGAUGAAAAGAGAGCUGACAGAUUCAGCUGGAAAGGGGGAUCCGAUGAUGAGAGUGGCGAAGUUAAUGGGCAUUACGAAAAUGGGGAAGCCAAUGGAGUAGAAGAGCCAGUGGAACCAGCUCAUUUUGAGUAUGCUGGUUUCCGCGGUGAUGAUGAAGAGUUAACUGCAACUCAAGCUGUGGAUUAUAAGGUUCACGAAAAUGCUCAUGAACAUGGAGCAGGUGGAAGUGGCGGAGGAGGUCAUAGCGGAAGCGGACAUGGAGGUGGUGGCAGUGGAGGUCACGGUGGAAGCGGAUAUGGAGGUGGUAGCAGUAGAGGUCAUGGAGGAAGCGGACAUGGGGGUGGUGGCAGUGGACAUGGGGGUGGUGGCAGUGGAGGACAUGGAGGGAGCGGACAUGGAGGUGGUGGCAGUGGAGGUCAUGGAGGUGGUGGCAGUGGAGGUCAUGGAGGUGGUGGCAGUGGAGGUCAUGGAGGAAGCGGACAUGGGGGUGGUGGCAGUGGAGGACAUGGAGGAAGCGGACAUGGGGGUGGUGGCAGUGGAGGACAUGGAGAAAGCGGACAUGGGGGUGGUGGCAGUGGAGGACAUGGAGGUGGUGGCAGUGGAGGUCAUGGAGGAAGCGGACAUGGGGGUGGUGGCAGUGGAGGUCAUGGAGGAAGCGGACAUGGGGGUGGUGGCAGUGGAGGACAUGGAGGAAGCGGACAUGGGGGUGGUGGCAGUGGAGGACAUGGAGGAAGCGGACAUGGGGGUGGUGGCAGUGGAGGACAUGGGGGUGGUGGCGGUGGAGGUCAUGGAGGAAGCGGACAUGGGGGUGGUGGCAGUGGAGGUCAUGGAGGAAGCGGACAUGGGGGUGGUGGCAGUGGAGGACAUGGGGGUGGUGGCAGUGGAGGUCAUGGAGGAAGCGGACAUGGGGGUGGUGGCAGUGGAGGACAUGGGGGUGGUGGCGGUGGAGGUCAUGGAGGAAGCGGACAUGGGGGUGGUGGCAGUGGAGGUCAUGGAGGAAGCGGACAUGGGGGUGGUGGCAGUGGAGGACAUGGGGGUGGUGGCGGUGGAGGUCAUGGAGGAAGCGGACAUGGGGGUGGUGGCAGUGGAGGUCAUGGAGGAAGCGGACAUGGGGGUGGUGGCAGUGGAGGACAUGGGGGUGGUGGCAGUGGAGGUCAUGGAGGAAGCGGACAUGGGGGUGGUGGCAGUGGACAUGGGGGUGGUGGCAGUGGAGGUCAUGGAGGGAGCGGACAUGGGGGUGGUGGCAGUGGAGGUCAUGGAGGAAGCGGACAUGGGGGUGGUGGCAGUGGAGGACAUGGAGGAAGCGGACAUGGGGGUGGUGGCAGUGGAGGACAUGGGGGUGGUGGCAGUGGACAUGGGGGUGGUGGCAGUGGAGGUCAUGGAGGGAGCGGACAUGGGGGUGGUGGCAGUGGAGGUCAUGGUGGAGGUGGUAGCAAUGCCGGUGAAGGUGAUCAUAAAUUCGAGCAUGGAAAUGGUGAGGAACACGAAGAAGAUCAUCACGAGUCCCAUGGUGAAAAGGGAGAUAAGGGCUACAAAGGAUGGCAUGAAUACGACAAGGGCGAAAAAGGUCACCAUGACAAGGAGAAUCACAGUAAGCAUUAUGACGAAAAAAAGGGUGAGGAAAAGAAGCACGAAGCCGAAGGUGGUUACCACGGAGAACAUCAUCACGCUGAAAAGGGAACGAAAGAAGCGAACUUUGGCGAAAAGGGGGAACACAAAAAGGGGCACAACACCAAGGGACAACAUUUCGUUCACAAAAAGGACGAGUACGAAAAAAAGACAGAAUUUUUCGAUGAAUUCCACGAGGACGGUGGGAACGAGAAGGGGGGAGAAUAUCACCACGAACACGAGUCAAAGAAGGGAGGACACGAGAAAGUGGGACACCACGAUGAAGCCGAGCACGAGGAAAAGCAUGGAAAGGAAAAGAAAUACGAAGAAGGACAUCACCACGACGAACAGAAGGGACAUAAAGCGGCCGAGGGACACGGAGAACACCACGAUCACCACCAGAAAUAUGGGAAGAAAGCAGAUCACGCGGAAGGGAAGAAGUGGGCAUUCAAAAAAGGAGACGACGGUGGAUCCGCCGGAGGAUCCGCCGGAGGAGGAGGCGGUCAUCGCUGAAAGAUCCGCCAAAAUUUCUACAGCAACUUAUAAUCCGAAGAAAAAUUUACUCUAAGGAAAAUUCGCAAGCAGUGAUCCAAAUUCGGAUUGUAUAAAAACAAAAAAAAAAAAAAAAGAAAAGAUUCAAUCAUUCGACAUUGGGGUUCUCUACCAUAACUUAUUACCGUUUUCAGACUUCAGGCCAAUACGCUUUCAGCGACGAUACAUCUAUCACCCCUCACAUACUAUAUUCCAUUGUAUCAUACACGCGGUGAUGUGAUCCCCGAAAGAAGUAGUUAUUGUCUUCUUAUACCAACGUGACGUUGAAAUAUAGCACAUGAAAUUGUUAA
This is a messenger RNA of Athalia rosae (coleseed sawfly), 3584 nucleotides long. RefSeq lists its product as uncharacterized. The record is from RefSeq and is a predicted model, not a curated record. The transcript is spliced from 4 exons. The coding region runs from base 253 to 3255 and encodes 1000 amino acids. NCBI's taxonomy places the organism in Eukaryota, Metazoa, Arthropoda, Insecta, Hymenoptera, Athaliidae.